AUGUUAAAACGUCCACAUGAUAUAGUCGAAAUAUCUGAUGAUGAUUCAGAUGAACCAAUUGAAGAAGAGGAUGAAGAUGAAGAGGAGGAUAGCAAUUUAACUGAUGAUGACUCUGACGAACAAUCAAGUGAAGAUGACGUAGAAGUGAACAACAAUAAUAAUGUAGAAGAUCAGUUUACUGAUGAACAGUUGGCAAACGAUGAUAAGAAACUAUUCAAAGUUUUAACAGGUACUUUGAAAAGUUUUAAAAAAACUGGUUCUUUUUAUUGUAUAGGAGAAGAAGAGGUUGCACCACCAAGGAUUGAAAUUAAUGAGGUUGGUGUUUUAUCAUUCCCAGUUCCAGAAUGUCAGGUGAAGAAGAUCAUUGAUAAAUGUAUUAGAGCUCCAUAUGGAAAAGGAACUGAAACAAUUACCGAUACAAACAUCAGAAAAGUAUGGCAAUUAUCACCUGAUUCUUUUAAAUUCAUUGGCGGCAGUCAAUGGAAUCAAUUCUUUGAGAGAACAAUCAAGAUGAUUGGUGUGAAACUGGGACUUGGCAAUACAAAGAUCGAAGCAGAGUUAUACAAGAUGUUGAUCUAUGACAAAGGUGCAUUCUUCAAGCCACAUAAAGACAGUGAGAAAGGUGAGAGAAUGUUUGGAACAUUGGUCAUAUCAUUACCAUCUGUUCAUACUGGUGGUGAUCUCAUUCUUCAACAUGCUGGAAAGACUGUCACCGUAUCAUUGGAGAAUGACAGUGUUUCAAACAUGAAAUAUUCAGCAUUCUAUGCAGAUAUCAAACAUGAAGUCAAAGAAGUCACUGAUGGAUAUCGUGUUUGUUUGGUUUACAAUCUUUGUCGAUCUGGUAAACUCAAUAACGAUGAUUUGAUCACAAAGAAACCAAAAAUCAAAAAAGAUGGAAAUGCAUUGAAGAAACAAAAGAUGAUCGAUGUCAAGAAAGAAGAACAAGAGGAUUCAAAUAUCAGCAGUGAUGAAGAUGUUCUCAUUGGACCUGUAGAUUCGAAAGGUGAAGCGAUUGUUUGUGACAUUCGUAAAUAUUUAUCGUUAGCUUUCCGAAAACCAGAACGUAAUUGUUUGGUUUACAUCUUUGAACAUGAAUACACUCAAUACCAGUAUAACAUGAGAUGUCUUAAAGGUCAAGAUGCCAAGAUUGCAUCAAGUCUACUCAAGGCUAUCAGUGGUACUGGUUAUUCAUGCCUCAUUGGUCUUCUUUCUAUAAAAGAGGAGGGAACUGCAGAAGAUGAUUACUACUCAAGUAAAGAAGGAUUUAACGUUUGCGAUUCUGACAUACAUUUUAAAUUUAAGCACUUGAUCGACGCAGGAACAAACAAAAGUUAUCAUGGAUUGAAAUUGAAUGUGGAUGAAUCAGACAUAUUCCCAUCAUUUGAUACAGAUGACUGCGAUUGGGAUGAUCCUGAGAUCGAACACACUGGAAAUGAAGGAACCACCUUUGAGAGAUUCUACAGUCAUAGUGCAAUCGUUAUAGUGGAGGACAUCGAAUUGGAUUUAUACAACAAUAUUAAUGGUGAAGAAGAAAAGAUAGAUAUGUUCGAACAAAAGACACACUUGAAUCUGGAUGCGAAGAGAAGAAGUUUCAACAAAAUGGUUAGUUCUAUGGCUAGAUAUAGUUCAUAUAAGAAGACUGAAAACGCCCCCACUCGUUUGAUUAAUCAUUUCUACAAUCUCUAUUCACAAGGAGAUGGAAUUGAACAUGCAGAUUCAAUCUUGACUAUAUGCAAUAUUAUUGCCGAUCGUACAAUUACAGAUACUCACUUUUGUGACAAACUUUCACGAUGUUUCAAUAUUCUUGCAAAACAUGACAAACAAAUCUAUAUCACCAAAUCAUUAACAUCGUUUGCAAGUCACAGUUUAUUCAAUUCCAAGUCAAAUACAUUCUUUAAGUUAUUGGAACAAUCAAUGGGAUUAGAACCAACAUUCAUUGGUGAAAUCGAUAAAAUCUUUACAAAAGACUCAACUAAUAAUAAGUCGGAGACGAAAAAUGACAAGUUAGAAUCAAUUCCAACAACAGAAUUAGAAUCAAUAAUAUUAGAAGCAUAUAAGAAUAAGACAUCACCAAAGAUAUCGGAUGUUUUUGAUACAUAUUGUCUUAUAAUAUUAAUACUCAACAAGAUUGGAAAUCAACAACAAACAGAAUCACUCUUGAAUACAAUCAAUCCUCUAUUGUCUUCAAAGAUCGCGGUAACGCUCAAUAUAAGUGAAUGGAAAGGUGUACCAGAAACAAUUGAUUUCAUUGUCAGCUGCAACUUAAUUAAUGAUGAGACCAAGCACAUAUACAUAGAUACCAUUGUAGAUUCAUUUUGUGCAAAUAAUUUCCGCUGCCAUUCAUACAGAAUCGGCACAUUUUAUGAUAAUCUGGAAUCAAUCUAUGAAUUACAUCUCAAACAUAAAUCAUAUUUUCAUACUAGUAAUCUAAUGAAAAUAAUAGACCUCAUUAUAUCACAUCCUCCCAAUGAUAAUUCUGGCGAAAAGAAACUCAGUAAUCUAACUACAUUGAUAGAGAUUUCACUUUCAACCAAGAAUGAACAACUGCUUGACAAGAUAUGUGCACAAUCAACCCCCGAUGAACUUCUCACGAUUUGCGAACGACAGUUAAACAGACUCAAGGAACAAAGUUGCCCGAUCGAAGAGAUUAGGUUGUUUGGCAAGAUGUGGUGUCGAGCAAUCAUUCCUCGUUUCGAAAGUGCCACCAAUGUCAAGUAUCCAUCUUCGAAUAUCCCACCUGGAUCAUACUCAUAUCAAUUAGAACAAAGCUAUAAUUGCAGAAUACCGAAAUGCGAAUGUAUGAAAGUAGCAGCUUUCCUUCUCUCUGAAGCAAAAGUAUUAGAGUUUCCAUGUCGUAUGAAUACUUUCCCUCAUAUCGAAAAUGCAUUUUCAAAGUUCAAGAACUUCGUUCGAUAUGAAAAGAUAGGGACCUAUUCACCGUAUAGAAUAAAAGUCACCAAAUUACAUCCAACCCUAACAUUUUUGAAUGCAGAUAUUAAAGGACACGUCGACUCACUUACGAGAUGUAAAUCUGCCAUUCUACAUGCUGCAAUAGGCAAGCUCACCAACGAUUACAUCCUCAAAAUCUAUUUUAGAGCUGUUGAUAAUCGAUUGAAUGAACUAACUACAAGACUCCCAAUUACACCAGUCAAACUUCAGGAUAUACCUCCCUUCUCAACAACAACCGCAUCAAAUUCAACUACAACAACAACUAAAAAUAAAUAA
Molecule: messenger RNA, 3225 nt
Organism: Heterostelium album PN500
Lineage: Eukaryota; Evosea; Eumycetozoa; Acytosteliales; Acytosteliaceae
Product: 2OG-Fe(II) oxygenase
Exons: 3
Coding region: 1-3225 (1074 amino acids)
Source: RefSeq, a predicted model, not a curated record